UUUCAAUAAUUUCAAGAAGGCAGGGAAGUCAGUUGACAUCGACAUCGACCUCGUUUAAAUUACGACGUGAUUUCAACAUCACUCACCUCACAAUAAACUCAACAAAAUACACAAGGACGGUCGGACGACAAUGGAGAACUCGACCACCACCACCGUGACUGCAUUGCAGUGGAGUGCAAUGGAGUCAAUGGUUGACCUCUUUGGAUUCGAGGUGAUCAGCGAUCGCUACGAUUGCGGCUUCUUUGACAUCUUCGCCAGCCUAGUGUACCUCUUCAUUUUCCUGUACGCUAUGGCCAAGCUGGUACUGGUCUCGGAGCGCUAUCUUGGCCAGCACAUGCUGGGCUGCCAAGAUCAUCUCAACGAGGUCCGAUCGAUGAGCCGCGAGUGGGAGAACACCCUGCAGCUAUGCGAGGCGGACAAGGCUCGUCUGAAUGGAGAGGUGGCGAUUCUGACCGAGAAGAAUAUCCAGCUGGAGGGAGUGUUGGCCGAGUUGCGCAAUUGGAACUUAAAUAUGUAUAAAGUCAAUUUGAUGCGAUCUAUCCAGCUGAAACAGACAAUGCCGACCGUUCCAUCGAAAAUCUACAUAACCAACGCACACUUUCACGUAACGCGUCAGGUGUUCCUUAACGAGGGACAGCUUAGCGUCCGCAAUGUCGCCGGCAGCGGCGAUGUCCACUCGGAGGAGGGAAUACCGAAUGUCUGGAUGAUGUACCUCAAAAUGCGCAAGUGUUAUAUGGGCCCGAUUGCCGAUCGCAGCUUGGUGGCUCCACCGGGCGACACUCUCAAUCCUGUGCUGCCCGUCGUCAUGACCACCGAGCAGCUGGCCGAGAUGCAGGGCAUUAUCUAGUUGUUGGCAGUGAUUUAAGUUAAUUCCAAAUACAAUUGGAUAUAAUUUGUGUUAUUUGGAGGAUUUUACAUGGUUCCCUAAAAUAAAAAAAGCAUGAUAAAAA
Messenger RNA from Drosophila kikkawai, 950 nucleotides. RefSeq lists its product as uncharacterized. NCBI's taxonomy places the organism in Eukaryota, Metazoa, Arthropoda, Insecta, Diptera, Drosophilidae. The record is from RefSeq and is a predicted model, not a curated record.